AUGACAAAGCGUCAAGCAGUGGAGACGCUUGAUAGAUCAUUGCAAGACAUAAUGGAAUGUCCUCUGCCGUUUGGGGGAAAGGUUGUCGUCUUUGGUGGAGAUUUCAGGCAGGUCCUUCCCGUCGUGACACGAGGGACAAGAGCACAAAUCACGGAUGCUGCACUGCUGAGAUCCCAUCUAUGGGAGAACAUCCGCAAGAUACGGCUCACGCGCAAUAUGCGGGCACAGGAUGACCCUUGGUUCUCCGAAUACCUCCUCAGGAUAGGGAAUGGGACAGAAGAGACAAUUGGCGAUGACUACGUCCGUUUCCCUGACGACAUUGUCAUUGGUUAUACCGAGGAUGACCGAGCAAUUAAUAGACUCAUCGAACAAGUCUUCCCAUCGUUGCAUGCCAAUGCUAGGUCGAGAGAGUACAUGAGCACACGUGCAAUUCUUUCAACAAAGAACGAGCAUGUGGAUGAGCUGAAUGCAAAGAUGAUCUCCCGGUUCCCGGGCGAAGAGAAGGUAUACCAUAGCUUCGACUCUAUUGAGGAUGACCUGCAGAAUAAUUACACCAUCGACUUUCUAAACUCGAUCACGCCUAAUGGUCGCCCCCGCAUGUGUUGA
Molecule: messenger RNA, 606 nt
Organism: Brachypodium distachyon (stiff brome)
Lineage: Eukaryota; Viridiplantae; Streptophyta; Magnoliopsida; Poales; Poaceae
Exons: 1
Coding region: 1-606 (201 amino acids)
Biological process (GO): DNA repair; telomere maintenance
Molecular function (GO): DNA helicase activity
Source: RefSeq, a predicted model, not a curated record